Paralichthys olivaceus (Japanese flounder) is the source of this 8607-nucleotide messenger RNA. The record is from RefSeq and is a predicted model, not a curated record. NCBI's taxonomy places the organism in Eukaryota, Metazoa, Chordata, Actinopteri, Pleuronectiformes, Paralichthyidae.
AUGCGGCUGGGGCGGGCUUCACCUCGCACCCCCACCCCCCGGCUGCAGCUGAUUUGUUGCAAGCUCACGUCAGAUAAAAUCGAAGAGGCACAGAAAGAGCUGAAAGAGCCCAAAGGCUCACAGAAAGGGAUAUCUGAAAGCAGCCGCAGAAAUGCAGAUAGCAUCAAAGGCCUGAAGAGGAAAAAGGUUGUUGCAGAGAAUCAGCUCAAGAAAAUUCCUAAAUCUCCGGUGAAGAAGCCCCUGCAGUCGAAAACAUCUGAAACUGUGCUUCACGGAGAUUCAUCGAAGGAAACUACACCUUCUUGCUCCUCCUCCUCAAACAGUCCUUCCCACAAUCCUUUGACAUCACCCGGGGGUGUAAGAGACCCACAUGAUGGCUCACCAGUUGCAGCAUCCCCUGGUGAGGGGUCAUCUUCAACUGAUGCUGAAAGGCUGAAGCAGGAAGAAACAUCUCCGAGGCCACCAUCGCUAGAGACCACUGAUGUCGAGGAAGGUUCUCUGAUUACUGCCAAGGUGUCUCAGCCCGAAGACAUCAAGAGCGAAGAUCCCAGCUUUGAGGGAGACCCUUACCACAGCAGUGCUCCACUUGAUGUUCUUCUUAAGGCCAUGGAGCCUGACUUCAGUUCGCUGGCUGAGAGGAAAUAUGCCUUGCAAGUCACAGCCAUUGGAAAACCAGCUUCCAGCCUUCAUGCUCAAUCGAGCAGUGAAUUAAAUGCAAUGCCAGCUGUCAAUGUUGGUCUCCAGACCCAAACCUCUCAUAUGCAGACUUAUUAUAUUGACAAACAAGGGAACUUUAUUGGCAUUGCAGCACCACUGCAGAGGAAUGUGCAGACAUCCACACAGGGUACACCAAUGCAGUCGUCCCCACUGGUUUCACCACAAUUUAUGCAUGUAUCUUCGAAUCCUGAAAAGCCUGCCGUGCACAUGAGCUUCAAUUCUGGACCACCCGCCAUAACUCAUGCACCUGUACCCUCAGGCUCCAACGCUUUGCCACAAAGCCAACCACCUGUUGUGCACACAUGCCAAUCCAUCUCUGCAAGUGUUCCCAGCACCAUUCAGGUCCCAGUUACACCUGGCAGCAACCAUGUUCAGAUGGCCACUGUCAUGAACUUUGGUGCUGAGCAAGUUUCCAAGGACCAAAAGCCUAAAAAGCCAGGAAAAUACGUGUGUGAAUACUGCAAAAGGGCAUGUGCAAAACCCAGUGUGCUGCUCAAACACAUCAGGUCUCACACAGGAGAAAGACCAUAUCCCUGUGUUACUUGUGGUUUCUCAUUCAAAACCAAGAGCAACCUGUACAAGCACAAGAAAUCACAUGCUCAUGCUAUAAAACUGGGUCUAAUUGCACGCUCUGAAUCUGGAGGUGGAUCAUUAUCUCAAGAAUCUGACAAAGCCCUUGGGACACAUUCAGAUGUGGAGGAGAGUGGUGACAGUGAUGAGGAUAGUAGCACUGCAGACUUGGACCCUGACUCAUCGCAGGGCUUUGUGGCAGCUUUGUCUGAAAACAGUUUACAGAACGCAGGUACAAACCAAGCAAGCCAAGGGGAAGUCGAUUUACCAGCUGUGUUUGACUCUGUCAAACAAGCACAUGGCCAGAGGGCUCAUGAGUCCAAAGUGACAGCUGCACUUCCAAAAGUUGUUGUAUAUCCAGUUAAUGUCUCCCCUCUGAGGGCAGACAGUCCAAGAGUUGCAGGUGCUGCACCUGAGCAAGCUGCUGCACAACGGCAAAGAGACUUCCAGACUGCCAACCUGAGAUCAAGCAUCACAGUCCUGUCAUCUCUGAAAGAGGUGGACGGUGCAAAUCUUUCACUAGAUACUGUGAGUGAAGAUGAAGACCAGCAGUGCAAGUCUCCACUAUUAGGUGGACACGCUCAGCUUCAGAGGCAGCAAGCAACAGACUUUUCUCAACAGCAACAAGCUAAGUUUCUACUGAGCCCCCGCAGUCUGGGAAGUACAGAUUCUGGGUAUUUCUCACGCUCUGAAAGUGCUGACCAGGCCAUGAGUCCACCCAGUCCUUUCGUAAAGAUAACUCCACCGGUAGAUAUUGACAUUGCCAAGAAUACUCCUCCAAAUCUCCCCCCUGUGGUUGCCACAGUAAUGCAUGUAGCAGCUGAGCAAAAGCCACGGGCCACAGUUGGACAGAUGCGUCCACCGUUAGAAGCCAAAGCACUUUCUCUGGAGGAACGGAUUUCAAAAUUAAUAUCUGAUAAUGAGGCAGUAGUUGACAACAAACAGCUGGACAGUGUAAAGCCAAGGAGGACGUCUCUCUCAAGGAGAGGAAGUAUAGACUCCCCAAAAUCAUACAUAUUUAAAGACUCUUUUCAGUUUGAUCUUAAACCGAUGGGAAGAAGGUCGAGCUCCAGUUCAGAUAUCCCCAAGUCCCCAUUCACCCCCACAGAUAAAUCUAAGCCAGUAUUUCUUCUCUCUGUACCUUCUCAAUACCCACCAAUGGAUUGUUUGCCAAUUACGAGGAGUAACUCUAUGCCUACGACACCUGGACACUCUGCUCUUCCUCUUAAUGUUGCUCCCCUCCCCCACCCUUUGCGAAUCUGUCAAUCAUUUGAUGAAAAAAUUAGUUCGUUGAAUGAUGAUGUCUUUUCGUCAGCCCCGUCAACCCCAAAUCCAGCAAUACAUUCUCGUACAUUAGUCAGACAAUCCGCUGUGGAAGACUUUUCCACAAGUGAAGGACAUGGCCUCCCUACAGUUCGCUCCAUGGAUGAGGGCUAUCACGGUCCAAGCAGUUCCACUGAAGUGAUGCCAAGAAGCAGAUCUUUUGAGCAUAACCAGGACAGAAACAGAAAGCCUCUACAGAAUAAAGGCACAAUGUAUGAGUGUGAAACCUGUCGUAACCGGUACCGAAAGUUAGAGAAUUUUGAAACUCACAAGAAGUUCUAUUGCUCUGAGCUUCACGGCCCAAAAAACAAGCCACAUGCUGUUAAAGAAACAGAUCAAGAUGUUUUUCACGUUAACAUACAGCAGCCUUUAGUACCCAGAUCAAGUAUCCCUGGUGUUCCAGGAAUACUUGAUCAACAGACAUCUAUUAGAAAAAGAAGGAAAAUGAAAAGUGUCGGAGAUGAGGAUGAUCAAUCUCCAACUGACACCAUUCCACCUUGUUCUGUAACUUUUGAGCCACCUGCAGCUCUGGCAAGUCGGACUUUUUCUCAGCAUGCUGUAAUAGACAUACAGCCCAAAAACAAUCAGCCAAAGCUACCUCAGAUUCAGCUCAUAGCAAGAGGUAUAAAUACUUCAGAUUCCAGACUGUCCCCAAUACGAGAGACCCAGAUCAGCACUUCCACUAAAGGAGAUCUGCAAAGGCAAGGCAGUGGUACGUCAGUCAUCAGACACACCAACUCUCUCAGCAGACCCAAUUCGUUUGAAACAGAAUCUAUUGACAGGGCCUCUCCUGUUGAUAUUAUGGAGAAAGAUCCCCCGAACAAACUCAAAAUAGAUGCAAUAGCAAAUGUCUCAGCUGACGGCUACCAUGAAGAAAUAUCCAAACCCAAGAGUACUGACUAUGGAAAACAAAUGAAGGAGCAAUGCACUGAUUGCACAGGAGCACCAGUUGGCGAAAAUUCCACUCCUGUUCAUCAGUCGCGUUUGGUUCGUCAAAAUAACAUUCAAGUUCCUGAGAUUUUGGUCACAGAGGAGCCUGACAGAGAACAUGAGACACAAAUAUCUGAACCAGCAGAUAAACCUGCAGAUCAAUUCAACUGGCCUCAGAGAAGUGAGAGUUUGUCAAAGGUACCAGCAGAGAAACUGCCGCCGAAAAAGAAAAGAAUUCGUCUUGCUCAAAUGGACCAGUCCUCAGGUGAAUCCAGUUUUGAGUCCAGCCUCUCACGAAGCCUCAGCAGGGACAGUAGUCUCUCUCGUUGUUCCAGCAUCUCAGCGUCUUUUGACAGAGAUGAAACAUCUAGGUCAGAGAGUCCAUCUAGAGGGGAGUGUGUUGGCAAAAUUCCUGAACCUCAAGGUUUGCCAACAGCCUUCAAUACUCUCGGUGUUCCUGGAAUGAUGAGGCGUGCUGCAUCUGAACAGAUCACUUGUACUCAACCCUCUGUGGAGAUUUCAUGUGACUAUCGCAGCAAGUCUUUUGACUGUGGCAAUGUAUCUCCCAGCAGAUCUCUGUCACCCGUUGGCCAGCCAAGAGGUGGAAAUAUCUCCCACGUUGCCCAGGUUCCACUUAUUGAAAGGAGGCGGGGGCCUUUAGUUCGCCAGAUGUCAUUAAAGAUAGGCCCAGAGACUCAGCAACCUGUUCGCAAAGCAGUUAUACCUCUAGAUAAACCUCUAAUGACAAAUGUUAGCUCUUUAACACAGAAUAGAUCCCAGCAGAUUCACAUUGCCAAUAGGCGCCCUAUGGCUCAGCCUUUUAUCCUUCAUAGUGGUGAACCACCGUUACAAAAUAAUGAACAAAUAGUGCAAAGCAUUCAUUUGGGAAGCCCAACUCAACAGCCUCAAGUCCAUGGCCUUCCACACCCUUGGCAUCAAACAUCAAGGGUUCAAGUAUGCCAAAAGGUACAACCGCCGCUGAGCCAGAUCUUAGUUUGUCACGAGAAUCUCCAAAACAAACCGGCUGAUUCUGAAGAAAAGAAAUCUUUUGUGCCGAAAUACCAACUGCAGUGUCCCGCUCUGAGAGCAAGCCAAACAUUUUCAUUCUCCAGCACACAGAGCACUCAGAUAGCCUUGCCAGUUUUAACGAUACCAAUUGCCAAUCCGAUUUUGAGUAUUUCAAAAUCAACAGAUGUAAUCCAAAAUGUAUAUGUUACUCAACCCAAUCAACAGGCCUCUGAGAUUAAGACGCAAACUGUAGUUUUGUCGGGUAAACAGCAAAGAAACCCGUUUGAUCAGACCCAAGCUGGUGCUAUACCACUGCCACAGAUCCUGAUCACUCAUGAGCAGAUGCACCCUGCUCCCUCUGUGUCCAGUAAAAAUAGCCUCUCAUCCACACACAGUGUAGACAGCGAUACUCAUGCUGUACCAACGGCAAAGAAGGAUACAAGGAUUCAAACUGAAACCAUUAACACUCACAACCACAUCGGAGAACGAGCUCCUUCUCUUGGGCCUCUACAUUGCACACAGAAAUUAGCAUCAGUAACUCUAUGCCCUCAGCAGGAACCUACUGCUUCAAGUAAACGAAUGCUGUCGCCUGCCAACAGCUUGGACAUCUACAUGGAAAAGCACCAAAAACGGGCUAAGGAUGAGCACGGUGUGGCCUGUCUCACUGAUGGCAGAUCUGUGAAUUAUCUUAAUUCCAAGAUGUCUGAGGUAACCCGGCAGCGGAAGUUUACACUCGUGAGGCAGGUUUGCACAACGGAACCAGUGGACAGUCCCAUUGAAACUGAGGCUCCACCCCUGCCCCAGAUUAAAACAGAUGGGGUGAAGGACUCAGAGGCUACUGAUGACGUCAAACCUAUGUCACCUGACAGUACCGGGCUGGACAAAGACACAAGCACAGUUAUUCAUGAGGCAGUCGCUGCCGUGAAUGCUACGCCUGGUAGCCAGGUCAUCUGCACUCCAGCUAAUGAUACACUGAGGCUCCAAGAGAAAGCUGAGGAUCAGAGGUGGACCCCUGCUAAAUGUCCUAUUAAACCUUCCAGUUUCCAUGGGAGUCAGGUGAAACUGACCACAUCUGUGUCUGUGGUCAACACGAAGGACAGUCACCGCCUGUCUUUCCCAAGCCUGAAGACUGCCACCACAUUCACAUGGUGUUUCUUAAUGAAGAGGAAACCUCUCCAUGUUCCGCAGACUGACCUGAAGACAUCAGCAUACGCAGCCUGGACUGUCAGCUCAAAUAACCCUAACCCACUCGGGUUGCCCACGAAGGUGGUCAUGUCGCUGUUUGACUCCAAGCAGAGCUCCAAGAAAAUACACUACACCUCGGCCAUAAGAACCAGCGGAAAAUCAGAUUCCCUGUCUUACUCUGCCAAGCUGAAAGACAUCAUGCCCAGGGUGCCAAUAACCCAGAGGUCCGUGUCACCCAGAGGUAAAGUGCAACCAGAAAAUCAAACCAGCAACGACUCAGACAAAGACUUGGUGCCUAAAACGGAGCCAAGACGGGUCAAAAUAUUUGACGGCGGAUACAAGUCUAAUGAAGAGUAUGUUUACGUACGUGGGCGCGGACGUGGUAAAUACAUCUGUGAGGAAUGUGGGAUCCGCUGUAAAAAGCCCAGCAUGCUGCGCAAACACAUCCGCACCCACUCUGAUGUCCGGCCGUACCACUGUGUCCACUGCAACUUCUCCUUCAAGACAAAAGGAAAUCUGACCAAGCACAUGAAAUCCAAGGCCCACAGUAAGAAGUGCAUGGAGAUGGGGGUCCCUGAGGGUCUCAUUGAGGAUCUGGACGCAGAGGAUUCAGGAGAUCGCAGUCAGGUGAGCAGUGCUGACCGUCAAGACUCAGACGGCGAUGACUCCGACGGCCCAGACGAUGAGGAGAACGACGAGGAGGAAGAGGAGGACAGCCAGGCGGAGUCUGGCCUGUCCACCAACCCGUCUGUCUCCGCCAGCCCGCAGCACAUCCCUUCCAAGGAGGCUGAGGUCCCUCCUAGCGCCCUCCUUGCCCAGAUGUCCAUCAGCUCAGUGUCCCUCCCUCUGUCCCUGCCUCCAGCCCCUGAAUCCCACACAUCAGACUCAGAGUCCGUCCCCAUGAUGAGCCCUGUGUCCCUCAGCAAGCAGAUCUCCAUCUCUGGGUCCUGCUGCAGCUCACUGCCCCUCCCUUACUCACCUCCGCCUGUUGCCACUACAUCAGAGUCCUACACCUCAGACACAGAGUCAGUGCACAUGAUGAGCCCAGUGUCACCAUGCAGGCAGAUGUCCAUCGACUACCCCGACUUUGACGUGCCCCCUAGUCCCCCAGUGGCAGGAAAGGGCUCCAUGCUAGGCCAGGACACCUCCGCUACCCCUCCUGCUGCAGUGACCACAUACCCGGGCAUACCAGUGGACCGGAGCACUCAGACGUCCUCCUACGCGUCUCAUGGCCCUGCCCUCUUUCCGCCGCAGGGUCUUUGCCAAACACUAGGAACAGAGACCCAGACCCACCUGUUCAGUCACCUGCCCCUGCACUCCCAGCAGCCGUCUCGCUCCUCUUACAGCAUGGUCCCAAUCGGGGGGAUCCAGCUGGUGCCCGCAGGCCUGGCAGCUUACUCCGCCUUCGUACCGCUCCAGACGGGCCCCGUCCAGCUCACCUUCCCAGCAAUGAGCGUCAUUCACAGGAACACAAGUCCGUUACCAGCUCCCCACACUCCACCCCAACCGGAGGGCUUGCAGACCCAACCGCUCGUGGUCCAGGAGCCAAUCAGCAGCGUUGUCCCCUGCUUCCCCCUUGGGCAGGUCGCUGGCCUGCAGGCUCAAACAAUACAACCAGUGGGUCUGGAGACACUUAACCUCAUGGGGCUGACCAGCGCAGGCCUGACAACCACCCAGCUGCUGCCCCAGCAAGGGCUUACGCUCAACGCCACCCUCGGGCUGCAGGUUUUAGCUGCCAACCCCUCCUCCCAAAGCAGCACCGGCCCCCAGACACAUGUCCCAGGUCUGCAGAUAGUUAACAUCGCCCUGCCUGCCAUCAUUCCUUCUCUCAGCCCGCUCUCUACUCUCAGUCCUCUCCCCGGAUCCUCUGAGAGGCAAAGCAGCCCCGAAGCUCCGGGAGCACAGUCAUCUCAAAAUGAACACGGGCUUAGUUCUUUGCGGAGCUGCAUGACCACCUCACCACCCGCCCCCGUGAAGGUCAGCAGCUCCCCGGGACUGACCGCAGGCAGCAGGGCGAGCCCCGGAGGCAUCAGCAGAGCGGAGCUGGUACAGACUGUCGAGAGGGAAGAAAGGGAGAAAUCUCCACAGCAGCCUCUGUCGCCUGCUCCUGAGAGCAGAGCAGACAGUGCUAAGGAGUCACCAGUUGAGGGCGCUAGUGAUCCUGCACCUCCACGACCACCGCCAGUGACCAGCUGGCAGAAGGUAAUUGAUGACUAUAAUGAGGUGUCCAGUGAUGACGAAGACAGACUUGUCAUUGCCACCUGAAAAAAACCCAAGUGGAAACGCUCUUCUUGUUCUCUUUUUGUAAUUCUCGUCACUUUGUAAGACUGAAAACACUUUUCAGGGGUUUGUUUCUUGACAAAUCACCUUUCAAAGCACAGAUGCUGACAUUCAUAUUGUAUGUGCAAUCACAUGAUAAUUAUUAUGAUGACCAAUCGUUUUAUUUUUACUGUUUUUUUUUUUGUCAGCUCCACACAUUUUCUUUUUUUUGUACAUGUUGUAUAGACAAUUGUGCCUUUAUGGAGUUUCUUGUUUAGGAACCUGUACAUAAUUCAUCAUAAAUUCAGUAGUUGCUUGUGUUUAUUUCAAAAAUAUAGAAGUGAAAAAAGGCAUAACGAUGGAGAAUAUCAAUUUUAUUUUGGAGGAUGUCACUCGUAAAUAUAUGGAAUUAUAAAUGUUGUACUGGUAUAUGUACAUUUCUAUGGAUUAUGGGGCAAUGUUUCUGUGUACAGAUGUUGUGUUCAACUAUUUAUUAUAAUCCAUCUAGUGCCCAUUAUGAUUCAUAAGUCCAUAGGUAUGUGCAUUAUAGUAGCUUUACAUUUCUGUAUCAAUAUUCUUAACUGUAUCAGUAAAAAUUUGUUUACAAACAAUAAA